Messenger RNA from Pteropus alecto (black flying fox), 669 nucleotides. It is a transcript of the gene YIPF6, whose product is annotated as Yip1 domain family member 6. NCBI's taxonomy places the organism in Eukaryota, Metazoa, Chordata, Mammalia, Chiroptera, Pteropodidae. The record is from RefSeq and is a predicted model, not a curated record. Gene Ontology annotation, biological process: endoplasmic reticulum to Golgi vesicle-mediated transport. Gene Ontology annotation, cellular component: membrane; trans-Golgi network.
AUGGGGGAGGCGGUGGAGUCUCCAGGAGACCCGGGGGCAGCAUCGCCCGGGCCCCGUUUGCAGGCCAUCUCACAAGACAUCCCCGUGGAAGGAGAAAUCAGCAUUCCUCGAGGUCUCGCAGUCAGGAGUUUGACAGCUCUACGGAACACCAUCACGUGUGAUCUAAAAGCUGUUGGCCAAAAGUUCACACACGUUUUGUACCCAAGAAAAAGUAAUAUUUUGAGAGAUUGGGAUUUAUGGGGCCCUUUGAUCCUUUGUGUGACAUUAAUGCUUCAGAGAGGCUCUGCUGACAGCGAAAAAGGCAGAGGGCCCCGGUUGGCAGAAAUGUUGGUCAUCAUUUGGUUUGGGGCAGUUACCAUCACCCUCAACUCGAAACUUCCCGGAGGAAAGUCCUUUUUUCAGAGCCUCUGCACGCUGAGUCACUGCAUACUUCCCUUCACAGGGGCCGGCAGUGCUGGUGGCCGGCUGGUGCUUUUGGCUGAGCUAGGACCAAUAAACCGCAUAGCCCGGCUUUUGGUGGUGAUCGUGAUGUUCGCCUGGUCUCUAGUAGCUUCCGCAGCUGUCCUCGCCGACAGCCAGCCUCCAGCCCGCAAAGCCCUCGCCUCCUGCCCCGCGUUCUUGUUCUAUUUCGUCAUCAAUUGGACGAUUCUCACCUUCACGCAUCAGUAA